This is a messenger RNA of Chelonus insularis, 1376 nucleotides long. It is a transcript of the gene cpb, whose product is annotated as F-actin-capping protein subunit beta. Gene Ontology annotation, biological process: cell morphogenesis; regulation of lamellipodium assembly; negative regulation of filopodium assembly. The coding region runs from base 216 to 1037 and encodes 273 amino acids. The record is from RefSeq and is a predicted model, not a curated record. Gene Ontology annotation, cellular component: F-actin capping protein complex; cytoplasm. Lineage: Eukaryota; Metazoa; Arthropoda; Insecta; Hymenoptera; Braconidae. The transcript is spliced from 4 exons. Gene Ontology annotation, molecular function: actin filament binding.
CCCACUACAUUUAGGAACGCUCUGCGUUCACCAAUCGCCGUUGACUUCGACACACCCUUUAAGUGUUCGUUUUUUUUUUCGAAUGCAAACGAAACAGUCAACAAUUGAACAAAAUUUAGCGAUUAGUAAGAUUUAUUUAUCUUUUAAACAUUACAGUUAAUUUUAUAUUACUGUAAAUAAAAAAUAUCCUGUGAGAAUUUAGUUACUUUAUCACUAUGAGUGAACAACAGAUGGACUGCGCCCUAGAUUUAAUGAGGCGAUUGCCACCUCAAAAGAUUGAGAAAAAUCUCAGUGACCUCAUUGAUCUUGUUCCUUCGCUAUGUGAAGAUCUUCUGUCUUCAGUUGAUCAACCUUUAAAAAUAGCUAAAGAUAAAGAAUCUGGUCGGGAUUACUUACUAUGUGAUUAUAACAGAGAUGGAGAUUCGUACAGAUCACCUUGGAGUAAUACGUAUGACCCACCUUUAGAAGAUGGUUCAAUGCCAUCAGAAAGAUUGAGAAAACUUGAAAUAGAUGCCAAUCAUGCAUUUGAUCAAUACAGAGAAUUAUACUUUGAAGGUGGAGUAUCUUCAGUAUAUCUUUGGGAUUUAGAUCAUGGUUUUGCUGGUGUUAUUUUAAUCAAAAAAGUGGGAGAUGGAUCGAAAAAAAUUAAAGGUUGUUGGGAUUCUAUACACGUUGUUGAAGUCCAAGAAAAGCUAAGUGGUAGAAACGCACAUUAUAAACUUACAUCAACAGCCAUGUUGUGGUUACAAACGAAUAAAGAUGGUUCUGGAACUAUGAAUCUUGGUGGAAGUCUUACAAGACAAGUAGAACAGGAUCAACCAAUUAGUGAAACUUCACCGCACAUUGCUAACAUCGGUCGUAUGGUAGAAGAUAUGGAAAAUAAAAUUCGUAAUACGUUGAAUGAAAUAUAUUUUGGUAAAACAAAGGAUAUUGUAAAUGGUUUGAGGUCUGUGCAAUCGUUGGCGGAUCAAAGGCAGCAAGCUGCCUUGAGACAAGACUUAGCAGCAGCGUUACAGAGGCGAAAUGCCAAUAAUUGAUAUAAAAAUGAAGAAUGCUUUGAUUAUCAUUGUGAUUAGACAAAAAAAAAUGAUUAAAAAUUCAAAUGAGAGAAUGAUUCAGACAGAUCGAAAAGUACUAUUGAAAUGCGUGGACUCGAACAAUUGAUACCUAUUCAGUUACAACACUUUGUUAUUAUCUAGAUUUAAUGAAUGCCGGGAAUUUAUUAUGGGGCUACUAAAGAGGACAUUUAUGUUAUUGUUUGUUUAAAAAAAUAUUAUCGUAACUACUCAGUCCCUAGUGGUAUUCAGUAUGUUACGUUACAAAGCAACCACAGUGUAUUUGUAUAAAUAAAAUCAUUUUGUUAUAAAGUCCUACGA